Molecule: messenger RNA, 264 nt
Organism: Ascoidea rubescens DSM 1968
Lineage: Eukaryota; Fungi; Ascomycota; Saccharomycetes; Ascoideales; Ascoideaceae
Gene: CMC4
Product: Cmc4p
Exons: 2
Coding region: 1-264 (87 amino acids)
Cellular component (GO): mitochondrial intermembrane space
Source: RefSeq, a predicted model, not a curated record
AUGUCCACAAGCCGAAGUCGUAAUUCAGAUCCUUGCAAACCCCAGGCUUGUGCUAUUCAAGACUGCUUGAAAAGAACUAGUUACAACGAAUCCAAAUGCACAAAGUUGAUCGAUAAGUUAUAUUCGUGCUGCAGUAAAUUCUAUCAGGAAAAUGGAGACGAAGCAAAAACAGUAUGCUGUCCAAUUCCACGACUAUUGAAAUUCAAGAUCGAGCAAAGACAAAAAGAGAAGAUCGAUGCUGAGAUAUGGCAUCACAACCACUGA